This is a messenger RNA of Westerdykella ornata, 343 nucleotides long. RefSeq lists its product as uncharacterized. Bases 49 to 309 code for a protein of 86 amino acids. The record is from RefSeq and is a predicted model, not a curated record. The transcript has a single exon. Lineage: Eukaryota; Fungi; Ascomycota; Dothideomycetes; Pleosporales; Sporormiaceae.
GUCGUGAAUGAGUCGGCCAUUGACAAACCGCUCUAUAUUAUCCGUGCAAUGUCAGUAUAUAUGAACAAGCUAGUCGGCGGCGUGAGAGUCCCUCAAUCGCGUUCCACUAAUUAUCCAAAUCCAUCGAAACAGCGUCUCCAACCCAGCCCUCCGCCUCGACGGGCAACCAAAACCUAUCGACAAACUCGGCUGGAAUCAUACACGCCUCCGCCUUCAUCUCCCAGACUUCCAGAUACCCGUCCUCCACCUUUCCCUCAGGAAACUUCAACAUCGCCUUCCCUUCUGGCGCCGCUUCCACCACCUCUUUAAGAAGCUUCAACAACCCCGCCGCCGUCCGCAAGCU